Cajanus cajan (pigeon pea) is the source of this 3221-nucleotide messenger RNA. Its product is annotated as DUF2921 family protein, putative (DUF2921). The record is from RefSeq and is a predicted model, not a curated record. NCBI's taxonomy places the organism in Eukaryota, Viridiplantae, Streptophyta, Magnoliopsida, Fabales, Fabaceae. Gene Ontology annotation, cellular component: intracellular membrane-bounded organelle.
AAAAUAAUGUGUGAAAAACAGGAACUUCUGAAUCUGAAGUGCUCUGUUUAUGUCCUUUCUAUUCUUCCGAUGUAAAUCCCAAUUCGAAAAUUCUAAAACCCUAAAAGUGGAAUUCAUCAUCCAAAUGUGACGCAGAUUCAUCAAUAAUGAAAGCUUCGUUAUCGAAUCCUCUUGUCAUCUUAAUCCUUUUCAUCUUCCUUUUCUAUUCCCCUGCAUCUCCCAAACCUUCAGAUUCCACCUUCGAAUCGACCUACGUUCGCCUCUGCAACCACCAUGUCCCUGCAUCGGCGGCUCGUUCCGACGGUGGGACCGUCCCCGGUGUCUCCGACGAGCUCCGCUUCCAAUCCGGCUACUUCGCCGGCGGUGAUCGACUCUUCAACCGAUCCUCCACCUCGAAUCACGCGUCGUUCCGCGUGACCUCGGUUCGCCGAAGCGCGAGCGACGGCGUGUUCGAGUUGCGCGGGCAAAUGCUUCUUCAGCAACGGAGAGGAGCGAAGCCGGCGCCGGCAAGGUUUCUCCGGCGAGUUUAUCCGGGGCGGAGAGUGUCGCAUUGGGGGGUUUCGCAGUGGAUGCGCGUUUCUCUGAGGGGAUUUUGGUCGCAAUCUUCUGGUAACCUUUGUAUGCUCGGAACCGGAUCUCAUGCUAACAUGCGAAAUGCUAAUGUUGUUCUUAAGCUUAGUUACCCUAGAGCUUUGAUCCUUUUGGAUUGUUUGAUUAGUGGAUCACUAGAAAGUUUUGAUGAUAAGAGUAGUUUGCAAUACUUUGAACGUAUUUCGAUAUUGGCUUUGUCUCAGAGCUCGAAUUACAAGUUUACCGUGGUUGGGGAUGAAAGAGGGAAUGGCUGUGGAGGUGGAUCGUAUGUGGAGGGUUUGUCCCUUAGAAACUUAAGCCAAGGUGCAUGCACUGCUUUUCUUGGACACACGGAUAGGUUUGAAUUGAAAUAUGGGAAUCACUGCGGUAAUGCUAGUUGUAAUCCUCUUGGUGCUAAUGGUGGAGGGUUGCCUGCUUUUAUGCUUUUUCAUGGCAUCCGAUGCGCGGAGAGGCAGAAGGUUCAGAUGCUGUUGGGUUUUCCUGAUUCUGGCUACCGGGAUGCUGUGUUUCCAUUUUAUCCCAAUACGACGUUGGUUUCUGAGGGGGUGUGGAAUGAGGAGGAGAACCAGCUAUGUGCGGUUGCGUGCCAAAUUUUGAACUCCACGGAAUCUUGGUUCAAUCCUUAUGUUGGAGAUUGCAAGAUUAGGCUCAGUUUAAGGUUUCCUGCCAUUUUAUCUUUGCGGAACAGGAGUACGGUUUUGGGCCAGAUUUGGAGCGACAAAGUGGUUGGUGAACCUGGUUACUUCAGUAAAGUUGGAUUUGAGGGUUUGUCAAGGGUAUCAAGAAGCAUCCAUGGUUUCCAUUACAAGUAUGAUGAAACUAAUAUGGUGAGAAAGUCCUGUGCAGAAAAGGUGAAUGCUAGAGGGAAGGGGGAUACAUAUCCAGAUGGAUAUUCUUCUGAUAUGGGAUUUCGCAUGUUAAUGACAGACAGCAAAGGGCAAGUGGCUCAAGGUUACUCUUCGCCUCUAUCUGUUGGUGAUCAAGUUUAUGGUGGACAGUCAUAUGGGGUUCCAACUGUGUUGACAACGGGAAAGCCGAAACCACAUGGUAUUCAAUUAGAUGACUACAACAUUUUGCUGAAUAUCAGCUAUACGAUGAGAUUUAAUCCCCCACCUGAUUUCAAGUUUGGUAGAGGGGUCUCUUCAACCGAAGUCAAAAUUAAUGCUGAAGGAAUUUACAACCGGAAAACUGGAGUUCUGUGUAUGAUAGGAUGCAAGCAUUUGAGAUCAACAGACAUAAUACUGAUGAAGAAUGAGUCCCUGGACUGUGAAAUCAUGGUCAAUAUCCAGUUUCCUCCAUUGAAUGCAAAAGGAGGUGAAUCUCUUCAAGGAACUAUAGAAAGCACACGACAAAAGUCAGACCCUUAUUAUUUUGAUCCCCUACAGUUGUCUUCGUAUUCCAUUUACACAACUCAAGCAGAUGCUUCCAUUUGGAGAAUGGAUUUUGAGAUAAUUAUGGUAUUGGUAUCAAACACACUGGCUUGUGUGUUUGUAGGAUUGCAACUCCUUCAUGUGAAAAAGUUCCCGGAUGUGCUUCCUUGCAUUUCUGUCGUUAUGCUUCUUGUUAUUACUCUAGGUCACAUGAUUACCCUGGUGUUGAACUUUGAAGCUUUAUUCACAACAAACCACAGCGUGCAGAAUGCUUUUCUUGGGAGUGGAGGGUGGCUUCAAGUGAAUGAGGUAGUUGUGAGGAUGGUGACAAUGGUAGCCUUUCUUCUAGAGUUGCGUCUUGUACAAUUGACCUGGUCUUCUAGACAGGGUGAGGGAAGCCAUCCUGGUCUGUGGGAUUCUGAGAAAAAGGUUCUUUAUAUGACUCUACCAUUGUACAUUGGUGGCGGGUUGACUGCUUGGUUGGUGCACAUAUGGAAAACUUCUCACCAAAAAAGAUAUAGACCAUUCCGGCUUUCACACCACAGGUAUAAGCUUCCUCAUGGACGUUUUUACCAGCCUCCAUCCCUCUGGGAAGAUUUUAAAUCUUAUGCUGGUUUGCUCCUGGAUGGUUUUCUGCUCCCACAGAUUCUGCUUAACAUAAUAUUUAACUCGGAAGGGGAAGCUCUUACACCUUCCUUUUAUGUUGGGACAACCAUUGUUCGUAUACUGCCCCAUGCAUAUGAUCUCUAUAGAGCUCACAGUUCUUCAUGGUACCUUGAUUUAUCAUAUAUAUACGCAAACCAUAGAAUGGAUUUUUAUUCCACAGCCUGGGACAUCAUAAUCCCUAUUUGUGGCAUUUUAUUUGCUCUCCUUGUAUACUUUCAGCAGAGAUUUGGCGGUCGGUGCAUUCUUCCGAAGAGGUUCAGAGAAGUUUCUUCCUAUGAGAAAGUACCUGUUAUUGGCAAUGAUGAUUUAUGAUGGCCUCGUUGGCUGCAUUUUGUAAAAUGAUUUUUAUACCCACGACAUUUUAUUAGAGCUUUUGGAAGGCAUAAAUUGCAAUAGAAAGUAUACACUUCACAGGAUAUAGCAGUGGAGGAGGAUUUGCCCAUAUCAAGAAACCUUGUGCAACCCCCUUUCAGACACCUAUAGAUCAUCUAUUUCUUUUGGAAAUUGAGAUAAAGACACAUUCUUAGCGGCUGAAGACUUGUUACUUUUGUUUUGAGUAAGUUUUGACCUAAAGUUAUUUUUCUCCCAACAUCA